CUGCUUUUAGACAACAACUAUAAGCCUACACCUACUCUGCCUUUCUUGCGCUGCCAAGUGUCAAUCAAUCAUCUCUCUUGCUCUGUUACCUGUCAUUUGCGAUUAAGUAUUCUGCCAUGUUCGAUUGCUUCUUCUUUCCAUGCCAACAAGCGUGAACACUGUAGGGGCAAAUUGCUACACACGUUUUUUGGUAACUACAAACACCAACUAUGCGAAGUCUCUCCCUCAUCCUUAUCUGCUCUGAUGGAAAAAUCCGAAAUUAGCUGUUCCAAUUCCUAACAAUACAGAUUAAGAUUGGCUCACCCAACACUUGUUCUUCAAUCAUUCGCUAUAAAAAUGCCGUCCCAGAUCUUACCCAUAUCAAGCAAGCAUCCACAGCCUUCCAUUGGGCCACCCACCUCUGUGUCCCCUGCAGACACAAUGAUACUCAAAACAGAGAUUAUUGAUGACCCAGCUACCAGUCUCCUCAUCUAUUCUUCAUUUGAAGAUGAAACUAGCUUACCCAUCAAGCCCCUUUUGCCUAGGAAUUCCAGUUUUAGUGCGAAGUCGGCUACGGCUAGCGGCUCCUAUCAGCAUCGUCGGCGCAGGACUGCCAGCGAUAACUCUCUAUCUCUCCUCUCCGACAACGAUGGCCGUCCCCAUUCCAUUUGCGAGGACGUGGGACACGCUGCAGAAGAAACUCGUUUGAGUUUGAAGCUAUUUAAAUUUCUUGGGGAAGGAUACAGAUGGAUUACAAGAUUUCUUGCCUUCAAUUGUUAUGCUUUGCUGCUUUUCCCAGGUGUUGUUCAAGUUGGAUAUAACUAUUUCUUCUCUACUCAGAUUCGUAGAGGUAUAGUUUUUGGUGAUCAGCCUAGAAAUCGACUUGAUUUGUAUCUACCAAAAAAUAGCAAUGGGCCAAAACCUGUUAUUGCAUUUGUAACAGGUGGAGCCUGGAUUAUUGGUUAUAAAGCAUGGGGCACUCUCUUAGGGCAUCAGUUGUCAGAACGAGGCAUCAUAGUGGCUUGUAUAGAUUACAGGAAUUUCCCUCAGGGAACUAUGAGUGACAUGAUGGAGGAUGCUUCUCGGGGUAUUUCAUUUGUAUGCAACAAUAUUGCUGAAUAUGGAGGCGAUCCUAGUAGGAUAUAUCUGAUGGGACAGUCAGCUGGAGCACACAUUGCUGCUUGCACGCUCCUGGAGCAGGCAAUCAAAGAGGCUGGGGAAGGGGAAAGCAAUACUUGGAGCGUCUCACAGUUAAAAGCUUAUUUCGGUUUAUCUGGAGGGUACAAUUUGUUUAAUUUGGUUGAUCACUUCCACAGUCGAGGUCUUCACCGGUCCAUCUUUUUAAGCAUAAUGGAAGGGGAACAAUCUUUGCAAAAAUUUUCCCCUGAAGUCGUAGUACAAGACCCGAAUAUUAGAAAUGCAGUUUCACUUCUGCCUCCCAUUACUCUUUUUCAUGGCAGUGCUGAUUAUACCAUUCCACCAGAUGCCAGUACGAAUUUCGCCGAAUCUCUUCAAAGAGUUGGUGUUAGAGCUCGAUCGAUACUGUAUGAGGGAAAAACUCACACAGAUUUGUUUGUUCAGGAUCCAAUGAGAGGUGGGAGGGACCAGAUGUUCGAAGACCUAUUAACCUUUGUACACGCCAAUGAUGCAGAAGCUCUUUCGAAAGAUGCGGUGACUCCUCCACGAAGGCGGCUUGUACCUGAAUUCAUGUUGCAGUUGGCAAGUAGUGUCAGCCCUUUCUAACCAUCUCUGCAAGUCUCUUUGCUCUGUAUUUAGCUUUAUGGCUGAAGUAUUUUAGUUGUCAAAAAUCGUCCAAGCUAUAUGCUUAGCAGAAUUAUAGCUCCAUAGCAUUAUAGCAUGUAUGGCUACAAUACUGUAUCUAUAAUUUCUUAUGUCAUACUUGACUUCAACCUCUCUUGAUCUCCCUUGA
Tripterygium wilfordii is the source of this 1909-nucleotide messenger RNA. Its product is annotated as probable isoprenylcysteine alpha-carbonyl methylesterase ICMEL1. The record is from RefSeq and is a predicted model, not a curated record. NCBI's taxonomy places the organism in Eukaryota, Viridiplantae, Streptophyta, Magnoliopsida, Celastrales, Celastraceae. The transcript is spliced from 11 exons. Bases 337 to 1722 code for a protein of 461 amino acids.